AUGAACGAAAAUUUAUUCGCUUCAUUCGCUGCCCCUACAAUCCUAGGCCUACCCGCCGCAGUACCAAUUAUUCUAUUUCCCUCCCUAUUAAUUCCCACUUCCAAAUACCUCAUCAACAAUCGAUUAAUUACUACCCAACAAUGACUAAUUCAAUUGACCUUAAAACAAAUAAUAACAUUACACAAUACUAAAGGACGAACCUGAUCCCUCAUAUUAAUCUCUCUAAUUAUUUUUAUUGCUACAACCAACCUCCUUGGCCUCUUACCCCACUCAUUCACACCAACCACCCAACUAUCCAUAAACCUAGCCAUAGCAAUUCCCCUAUGAGCAGGCACUGUGGCCACAGGUUUACGCCUCAAAACCAAAAACACUCUUGCUCACCUUUUACCCCAAGGCACACCUACGCCCCUCAUUCCCAUACUAAUUAUCAUCGAAACUAUCAGUCUAUUUAUCCAACCCAUAGCCCUAGCCGUACGAUUAACUGCAAAUAUUACAGCAGGUCACCUACUAAUACACCUAAUUGGAGCAGCCACACUAGCUCUAUCAACCAUCAGCCUACCUAUAACUCCCAUCAUCUUCACAAUCUUAGCCCUACUAACAAUCCUUGAAAUCGCUGUUGCUCUAAUUCAAGCGUAUGUCUUCACGCUCCUGGUAAGCCUCUACCUGCAUGACAACACAUAA
Symphalangus syndactylus (siamang) is the source of this 681-nucleotide messenger RNA. Lineage: Eukaryota; Metazoa; Chordata; Mammalia; Primates; Hylobatidae. The record is from the annotation of a RefSeq genome assembly.